Messenger RNA from Coccinella septempunctata (seven-spotted ladybird), 3219 nucleotides. Its product is annotated as leucine-rich repeats and immunoglobulin-like domains protein 3. Gene Ontology annotation, molecular function: protein binding. Lineage: Eukaryota; Metazoa; Arthropoda; Insecta; Coleoptera; Coccinellidae. The transcript has 7 exons. The record is from RefSeq and is a predicted model, not a curated record. The coding region runs from base 210 to 2588 and encodes 792 amino acids.
GAUCUGUCAUUACAAGUUCUAUGACUGCGUAUUUUGUAUGUGAAAAAAACAGUCAUUAGGAACUCAAAAUUUUAUUUUAAAACUAAUAAAUGUUUAUCUGGAUACCUAUAAGACUACGUUUUAUCCUUUUCUGAGUUAAUAUUUUAAUGAAGACAUUAAAAUGAUUCGAAACCACGAAAAUUGUCAAUUUUCUUAGAGGUAUAUCCAAGAUGGUGGGUGUUUACUUUACUUUCAUCUGUUGUAUCAGUUUUUUAAUAACAGUGAAAUGUAACGUUUGUUCUGAGGUUUGUUCAUGUCUUGGAGGUCACGUUGAUUGUACCACCAAGAAUUUAAGAAGCAUACCACCCAAUUUGCCUGAGUGGUCAAAGCAGCUGUAUUUGAAUAGUAAUCAUAUUAAAGAUUUGAAUGCUGCAGUUUGGGAAAAACUUACAGAAAUACAGGAGUUGAAACUUAAUAAGAAUGAAAUUGAAGUCAUACCAAAGGAUGUUUUUGUGCACCAGCGACAUCUUAAGAUAUUAGAACUUAACCGGAACAAGCUUACUACAAUAAAAGGCUUAACUUUCAAGUCUUUGAAAUGCCUCGAUACUUUGAAAUUGAAAAAGAAUGAAAUACAUCAUCUACCUGAUGGAGCUUUCUUUGGAUUGGAACAUCUUUACAAGCUCUUUUUGGAUCACAAUAAAAUUUCUUCCAUAUCCAAGGAAUGGCUUUAUGGUUUACAUAAUUUAAAAGAACUCUCGUUGAGCCACAACAAUUUGAACAAAAUCAAUGUAGAUGCUUGGGAAUUCUGUUCUGGCUUGGUGAAUCUAGAUCUUUCCUAUAAUUUCCUGGAAUCUGUCCAGUCAGAUACUUUCAGGCAUUUGAGAGUCGUGCAGAAGCUGAAUCUGAAUAAUAAUAAGUUGAUGUUCAUUGAUGAAAAUGCUUUCAAUUCAUUGAUAAAUCUCAAGACACUAUAUCUGAAUGGAAACAAAUUAUCAACAGCUAUUGAAGAUGCUAAUGGUAUUUUUCAUAAUCUAACAAAAUUAACAAAAUUUCAUUUAGCAAAUAAUGAGAUCAAAUCAGUCAAUAAGAAUGCAUUCAGUGGACUCUAUUCUUUAAUAUUGUUAGACCUCACUAAUAAUAAUAUAACAUCUAUACAGGAAAAUGCAUUUGCUGAAAUACCUCAUUUAAUGGAAUUACAUCUCAAUACAACAUCUCUUUUAUGUGAUUCUAAUAUAAGGUGGUUCCACAAUUGGAUCAAAAAUCGCAAAUACAAUAUUAACACAGUAUGUGGCUUUCCACCAGAAUUGAAAGGAAAGAAUCUACAAGAAAUAAAAGCUAAUGAACUAUCAAGUAAUGAACUACCUAAGCCUAAGCUUUUAAAAAAUUUAGAUACAGACAUCAUGGCACUCAAGGGAGAAAAUGUUAGUUUGCAUUGUACUGCAAGAUCAAGCUCUGGUGCUAAUAUGACAUUUAGCUGGAAAAAAGACAACAAUGAGUUAGAUGAUAGUAUGUUCCAUAAUUUUAUAAUUAGCUCUUCCUCUCAAAAAGAAUUAGAUGUAGAUUCUGUGUUGAAUAUAACUCUAGUACAGAACUCUGAUGCUGGUAAAUAUCAGUGCAUAGUUUCUAACCAAUUUGGAACAGCCUACUCUCAAAAAGCGACCAUUUCGGUUAUGAUAUUUCCCACUUUCCUAAAAAUUCCCUCGAAUAUAACGGUGAAAGCAGGUGAAACAGCAAAGUUGGAAUGUUCCGCACAAGGUGAACCUCAACCAGAAAUAGCUUGGCAUAAGGAUAGUGGUAACAACUUCCCGGCUGCUAGUGAAAGACGAAUGUUCAUGAUGCCUACAGAUGAUGUGUUUUUCAUAACAGAUGUAAAAUUGGCAGACAUGGGAAUAUACAGCUGUACUGCUCAGAAUGCAGCAGGUACAAUAAUAGCAAAUGCUACCUUGAAUGUAGAACAGGAACCAUCAUUUGUGAAUGCAAUGGAAAAUAUGGAAAUCAAUGCAGGUGAAUCUGUUGUUUUCAAAUGCAAAGCAGCUGGUGCUCCUAAACCCACUAUACGUUGGUUAAAGAAUGGUCAACCUAUCAUUAGGACUGAACGACAUUUCUUCACAGCUGAAGAUCAACUUCUGAUCAUUGUUGACACUACACAGAACGAUUCAGGUGACUACCAAUGUCACUUGAAUAAUACUUUAGGACAAAGAACAGCAUUCAGUCGGCUCACAGUCAAGCCUAGCUUCUUAAGUUCAAGAGAUAUGUGGGGCAUAAUAAUAAUAGCAGUUGUGUGUUGUGCUGUUGUAACUUCCCUAGUGUGGGUUGUGAUCAUUUAUCAGACCCGAAAACAUAUAGCCUCACCACGAAGCCCUGAAUCUUCUGGUGCCUUUUCUCUACCAAAACUUUAUACUGAUGACAAUUCAGAUAAGGAUAGUGGAACCGGCGAUUCUGCAAAGAGAAGUAGUGACGAUUUAGCAGCAGAAGAGUUUGAUCUGAUAGUUGAAAGACCUAUGUAUUCUAUUAGAGAAACUCAUACUCCACUUCUCCAUUAUUCCAUACCUACAAAUCAUGAUCGAUCUAAAAUUGAGAUCCAUGAAUCACAAGUUGUCUCUGUGUGAGGUUUUUUUCUUUUUAUUUCUAAGUUAUUUAAUUUAUUAACUAGUAAAGCACCUGUAAUAACAGUAAGUUCAGGAAACAAACUUAUUGAUAUGCCUUCAUAAAGUAUUAUCAGGAUAGCCAAGUGGAAAAAUGAAGCAAAGUGUACUGUUUCAAAUGUAAAGCAUUUUGAUUUUUCAAUGAUGUAAAUAAUUUCGGAAGGUCUUAGUUGAAAAUUAAUUUUUGGGUUAUCAUUUUUACAAUAAAUGAAACAAUUAUCGAGUCCUUCAUGUACAAUUUUCCUUGUAUAUAUGUAUAUACAUAGAUUUUUUUUUUAAUCUUUAAAAGUUCCUCUUAUAAGGUAUAUAGUUUUAUCACUAUUUAUCCAUUUCCACAAAGAAAUGAGACCAAUUAGAUAGUAUAUUCCAUUAUUUAGGAAGAUUUGAUAUUUAAGCAAUAUUUGAACUGCGAAUGUCACAUACAAAUUAUUUCAGUACAUGGAGACCCAAAGGUGUUUAAUUUUUCAGGUAGUUUGUGGUCCAGUUCUUUUUAAAAUUUAGCUUCUAUAUUUUAAUGGUCUCAUUUUAUUAGUAUUAUUGAACAUACCUCAUUGUGAUCAUUUUAUUUUUGUUGAAAUAAAUAUUUUUUCCAAUA